AGCUGGGCUAGCAACGAGUGGCUAACAGCCAACAUAAAACGACACCGCGGUGGGAUAGCAGGUUAGCUUCACCGCGCGUUAACCAUGGUCAAUGUAAAGAAGCGGAAAGGUCGGGUCGUGAUCGACUCAGACUCCGAGGACAGUGCCAGCGACGAUAAUUUAGAUCAGGAGUUACUGUCCUUGGCAAAGAGGAAGCGUGUUGACUCCGGCGAGCAGGAAGAGCCGGUGAGCAAACCUGCGGCGUCAACAGACUCGGAGACGUCGGACAGCGAUGAUGAGUGGACCGUGGGAGGCGCCAAAGGCAAAAAGAAAGUGAAGCCAGGUCGGGGUCCAGAGAAGAAGAGCGCCACCAAGAAGAAGGUGCAUAAAUCUACAGCUUCUGGAAGCUCAGAUGGAGACAGCUCAGGCGAGAGCUCGGCACCAGAGGAAGGUGAGGUGUCCGACUCGGACAGCAACAGCUCCUCCUCCAGCUCGGACUCCUCGGAGGACGACGUCUUCCGAGACGGUUAUGACGACGACCUGAUGGGCGACGCCGAGGACCGAGCUCGGCUAGAGCAGAUGACUGAGAAGGAGCGAGAGCAGGAGCUGUUCAACAGGAUUGAGAAGCGAGAGGUGCUCAAGAGACGAUUUGAAAUCAAGAAGAAACUGAAGACUGCAAAGAAGAAGGAGAAAGAGGAGAAGAAGAAGAAGCAAGAGGAAGAGCAAGAAAAACGGAAGCAAUCUCAGGUUCAAGACACGCAAGUGGUGAUGUCCCACAACAAGGAGAGGCGCUCCAAGCGGGACGAAAAACUGGACAAAAAGUCCCAGGCUAUGGAAGAACUGAAAGCGGAGCGUGAGAAGAAGAAGAAUAAAACAGCAGAACUUCUGGCCAAACGAGAGCCCCUGAAGACCAGCGAGGUGUACUCCGACGAUGAAGAGGAGGAGGAGGAAGAUGACGACAAGUCGUCGGUGAAGAGCGACAGGAGUUCGCGUUCUUCAUCGUUUGACGACGACGACGAAAAAGAGGAAACGCCGCCAAAGUCUCAGCCCGUUUCUCUGCCGGAUGAGCUGAACCGGAUUCGCCUUUCCCGACACAAGCUGGAACGCUGGUGCCACAUGCCCUUCUUUGCCAAGACCGUAACGGGCUGCUUUGUGAGGAUCGGCAUCGGGAACAGCAGCAGCAAGCCGGUUUACAGGGUUGCCGAAAUCGUGGACGUGGUGGAGACGGCCAAGGUUUACCAACUGGGAUCGACACGGACAAACAAAGGAUUACAAUUACGGCAUGGCGGCGACACGCGUGUUUUCAGGUUGGAGUUUGUAUCAAACCAGGAGUUCACAGAAAACGAGUUCAUGAAGUGGAAGGAGGCGAUGAUUGUCGCGGGGAUGCAAGUGCCGACGCUGGAUGAGAUCACCAAGAAGGAGCAGUCCAUCAAAGAAGCCAUGAACUACAAGUUCAACGACAAAGACAUCGAGGACAUCGUCAAAGAGAAAGACCGAUUCCGAAAAGCACCGCCGAACUAUGCCAUGAAGAAAACGCAAUUACUUAAGGAUAAGGCCAUGGCGGAGGAGAGCGGCGACGGUGACAAAGUCAAAGUCAUCCAGGAUGAGCUGAACGAGCUCGAGGAGCGAGCUGAAGCCCUGGACAGACAGAGGACCAAGAACAUCUCCGCCAUCAGCUACAUCAAUCAGAGGAACAGAAGCUGGAACAUCGUGGAAUCGGAAAAGGCUUUAGUGGCUGAAGGACAAAACUCCAAAAACCAACAAAUGGAUCCUUUCACCCGAAGGCAAUGCAAACCCACUAUGGUGUCUAACGCCAGAGACCCGUCGGUGCACGCAGCCAUUCUCGCUCACCUCAACCAGAAGUACGGGUCCGGCUCCACGCCGGAUACCGCCACACCGGAGAAGAGCAAAGAGGGACCCACCGACACCAAGGACAAGGACGUACCCAAACCAACCACUGACCUCUCUGAAGACCUGUUUAAAGUUCACGAUUUUGAUGUAAAGAUAGACCUCCAAGUUCCUAAUGCAGAAGCCAAGUCUCUGUCGGUCAGCUCCAACGCGCUGCCGGUGAAAGACGGCGCCCCCCGCAGGUCACUCAACCUGGAGGACUACAAGAAGAGGAGGGGUCUCAUCUGAGACCAACCACCAACACCACAACCACCACCACCUUGAAUACCACACUGCAUGAGGAACAGGCCGUGUGGGUGGGGGGGGGUACGACGACAGACUUUUUAAUCAGAAGCGAGGACAUACUGAUCAAGCAUAUUUCUGAAAGGAAACAUGAAAUAUCGUUUUAUUCUUCGUAUCUAUCCCCUUGCAGUCCACUUUUGUGUUGUUGAAAGGUGGAUUAUGGCCGUGAACAAGGACACUACAGUAUACACCACAUUGUUGAUGUGUGUAAUCUCUGAGCCAUGUCCUCCAUAUUUGACAAACCUUCUGUUUCUGUACGCUUCAACGUCAUCUGGCUUAUCCACCGGCAGAUUCCUGAAGAAAUGGUAGAUUUUUUCUAUGAAUGGAUGUUGCUUCAUUCCUAUUGUCUAUCUCUGGUCAAGGUUGCUUCAAAGGAGAGAGAGCGAGCAGCUUUCAUUUGUUCUUGUCAAUAGUCAGUUCCUGUAUUGGUGUGGCAUGCCGUGUAAAUAUGCAUUUUGGAGUGAAAAUAAAGAGGCACUGUUUCAUA
Molecule: messenger RNA, 2656 nt
Organism: Doryrhamphus excisus (bluestripe pipefish)
Lineage: Eukaryota; Metazoa; Chordata; Actinopteri; Syngnathiformes; Syngnathidae
Gene: rtf1
Product: RTF1 homolog, Paf1/RNA polymerase II complex component
Cellular component (GO): Cdc73/Paf1 complex
Molecular function (GO): DNA binding; RNA polymerase II C-terminal domain phosphoserine binding
Source: RefSeq, a predicted model, not a curated record